This is a messenger RNA of Eublepharis macularius, 1440 nucleotides long. RefSeq lists its product as uncharacterized. The transcript has 3 exons. The record is from RefSeq and is a predicted model, not a curated record. NCBI's taxonomy places the organism in Eukaryota, Metazoa, Chordata, Lepidosauria, Squamata, Eublepharidae. The coding region runs from base 29 to 316 and encodes 95 amino acids.
AGCGACAGGUGCGGCUGGCUCUGCUCAGAUGUCUUCGACUCAGGAAGUUGGUGCAGCGGCUGACGAAGCUGAUCAGGGAGCUGAAGUGGUUGCGGCACCCGUGGCCUUGGCGGUGGAGCCUGAAGAGGACCUUGAUGGAUCGUUUCAGGCGGCUUGCCCCGGAGGCGGACCCCCAUCCAGUGCAGAUGCCGCAGGAACUUUGGCUGCUUGGGAGUCCGAGGCAUUCAGGGCCAUCUGGCUUGCAGUGGCCCCGAGCACCAGGAGAGCCUACAACAGAGCGGUGCUGUGUCCUGCCGAGAGAAGCAAAGAAUUCUGAUCUGCGGGCACAGUAUGGUUUUCUGGGCGGCCCACCAAGCACGGAGGACGAGGAUUGGGUCGCAGUUGGGUCUGAGUGACUGGGCCCGGGUUGAGUGGCAGGGCCGUCGGGGCCUUCGGUGGCCCGGCCUGCUGCCUUUGUUAUUUGGCCGGAGGAGUGGCCUCCCGCCCCACGUGUUAGUCAUUCACCUAGGUGGGAAUGAUCUGGGGCUCAUGCAAGGCAGGGCAUUGUCCUUGCAAGUUAAACAGGACCUGCAGUUCAUUCUUCGGCGGUGGCCUGGUGUUCUCAUUAUUUGGUCCGCCAUGUUGCCUCGGCGGGUUUGGCGGGAGGCCUUGCACCGUCCGGCUAUUGAAAGGGCUCGAAUGAAGGCCAAUAGGGCUAUUCAAAAGGCUUUGGGUGAAGGGUUGGGUAUUUACUUACCUCACCCUCGGAUCAGGGCCACUUUUGCCGACCUCUACCGAGGUGACGGGGUACACCUUUCGGCGUCCGGCAACGAGGUGUUUUUAGAUGACUUGCGGCAGGGGCUUCGGCUGGCCUUAAGCCAUCUCUGGGGCGCCAGGGCCUAAGCAGAGGCUUGGCCUGGCGUUGGCAGGAUAGAAUUGGGAAAUAGGGAGCGGGCCGGUGAGCACCCUUGGCGCUUCUCCAUUUUGGGGAAGAGGGGUCUGCCUGAAGCGGAUGGUACUGCUUGUGACGGCUGCCAUGCUGCAUGGGCAGACUGCCUUGGGGAACCCUGUGUGCAAGUCCUACCUCACUGCUGUACGGCUGAGGUGUGGGAGCUUGAUUGGGGGAACCAAAUUUGCCUGGCUGUCCAGGUAGCUGCCAUCCGGUGGAUGGCUUAAGCCUGGGGCUUCGGGGCUCGCCCAGACAGGUCGAGGCGGAGGUCCAAGGUGCGACCACGUGGCUCGUCCUGUACCGCUAGUUUGCCCUUGCCGCAGUUUGAUAGUUAUGGUUAUAAAUAUUGUUAUCUUAAUAAAAGUGGCCCUUAGUACCAAACAGUGACGUCUGUCUCUUCAUUCCGACUGGGGUGGCAAAGCGACCCCUUCUGCCGCCAGCCUGGCUGUGGGGCGGGGGGUCGUCAUUUGCCUCCUCGGAAGGAGGAAGAGAAGGCGCGCUUUCCCCGGACA